UGAUCAGGUAAAUGUGUCGGAGGUAAUGCUAACCCAAGCAGGUCUAUGACUGUACCAUGUCUCAAUACAGUGACAGUGAUAAAAGAGAUGGUCACAUGUAUUGUCACUGAAGUAACGUCUAACAGUGACAGCAGUUUGGCAAACUGACAGUAUUCGUUAUAUACGUAGCAGCUACUGUAUAUAUAACCAAAUACAUAUUUCAUCUAACUACUAUACUGUAGCAGCUGCUGCUGCUUUACUGCUGGUGCUGCUGCACUACUACUGCUGGUGCUGUGUUUUGCCAGGUGUAUUGUACCCAAUUUUUGCUAUGCUGGCUUUGGAUUAAAAUGGUUUGCUGUUGACAACAGCCCCACAGAUGACAAAAUGGCAGUAGCUGGGCGAAGUUGGAGAAUCCUGGGGUUAUGGCGGACGUUGGUGCGUAUCCCUACGACCGUCGUGCUACAGGAAGGCAGAAGAUGCAUCUGUACGACUCCCCUUCGCUUGACAAGAUUAGCUGCCCUCACAAGAAACAAGCAUAGAAUGAUGGGACACAAGGAGCAUGGACAAAUAAUAACCAGAGCUGUGAAGCAACCACGUAGCAUUACGAGCUCAAUGUUGGGCUAUGGAGUUGAGAACAAUUACCUUGCAUGGCUCAGGAAUUGCUUCAACAUAACUGUUGUCAUAGGAUUUGUCUACGGUCACCACAUCAGCGUACCGAUAUCGGACAAAGCCAAGAAUGCUUUCUUUCUGUUGGCAUCGCUGAACAUGGUUUUUGGGACGGCCAUCUUCUUCUACAAUAGCUACAAGUUGUCGGCUACACUGCAGCUGGGAAGAGUCAUGGCAACGGUAUCGAUGGGCACUGCAACACUCAACCUAGCCGUGUGGAUAAUAGGUGUCGCUCUCUACUUGGAACUCAUUAGCCCUUCAAGUUUGCUCAAGAAACCCAGCCAACACAAUGCAGGUUGCAAAUGAAAAUAUUUUUGCAGAUGGUCCAUACGAGUUUCAGCCGAGUUGUGUAUUUUGGGGUAAUUUAAAUGUGUGUAAAUAUGUACAGUUAUUGCAAAUAUUUUCAAAUCUAUUGGUUAAUUAUGCUGUAGCAGAUUUGCUAUUGCAGAGUCAGAAGAACCUGGUCAAUUGUUGCUAAUAAUCAUGUGCCCAACCUUUUUCAUCUGCAAGGGUACACCCUAAAUGAGCAUAUUCAAUAUUUGCACAAUUUACAGUUUCUGCAUCAUCUACACAUACAUGUAAGUACUUAUUGUAAACUUUAUUGCUUGUUGUGAUGCACAGGUGUAAAUAGUGCUACAAUUAAUAAAUAAGAAAAUUUGAACAUUUAAUGGUUUCAAACAUGCCAGCUAAAUAUAUUGGAUCCUUAUAAUCGCACUAUUACAUAUAUUCAGCUCAUUCCACAACUAGUGCCACAGAGCGUGCUUUGUUGUUGCUGCUGCCACUCUGACUGCAGCUGCUACUGCAGUGAAUGCUAAUGUGUAUUCAAGUACUAUUGCAAGGCCUACCACUGUACUGCUGCGGCUUACACUGCUACUUAUUCUCACUGAGGGGGGGGGGCAUUUUAUCGAACCAUACCAUGAAAAGUACCUACAAUAUCUCAUUUUAAACACUGUUCUUUUGGCAUAUCACACAUCAAUUUAGCAAUCAAACUAAUGUCUAAUUAACUAUUGUCUCAGUACAAAAUAUCACUAUUUACACAUUAUUGUAAAGCACUAUUUCCACUAUGCUCUAAACAGAGUUCAUCAAUAUGCGAGCAUGUUUGUAUACGUAAAAGUGCUUACUGUUAUUCAUGUAAUUACACAUAUAAAUGGAUGUUUUUGAAAAACAUUCAUUACAGAACCAAGCUAUUCUGUGUAAAAUUAAUAUUUACAAUUAUUAUACAAAUAUACUGCAUACACAAUGUGUGGCAGUGUGAAAUCAAUAUCCAGCUUUACAUUUAUAUAUAUAUUAUAUAACUCAUUAAAUAUGUUGGUUGCUUGGUAGACUAAUAGAUCUAUCUGGGUUAAUUGUUACUCAACCGUGAAGAUUGAAAACUUACAGCUGACGUUUUGCCUCCUAUCAGGGGGCUUUCUCAAGACCCCGAAUAUCAACUGUGAUGAGGGGGGAUACAGACUCCUGAAAAUCGUCAGCUGUACGUUUUCAAUCUUCACGGUUGAGUAACAAUUAACCCAGAUAUAUGUAUAUGUAUAUAUAUAUAUUUAUAUAUAUAUAUAUGUGUGAAAACAUGUAUUUGUCAGUUGCAUGCUCCAGCAAGCUGUUACUGUCUUCACUGUAUUACUAUAUCCCACACACUUGUAUUCUGCUUAUCUUUUGGUAUAUGAUGAAUCAAAUCAAAUCUUCCAGCUGG
Priapulus caudatus is the source of this 2332-nucleotide messenger RNA. RefSeq lists its product as uncharacterized. The transcript has 3 exons. Bases 364 to 951 code for a protein of 195 amino acids. Lineage: Eukaryota; Metazoa; Priapulida; Priapulimorpha; Priapulimorphida; Priapulidae. The record is from RefSeq and is a predicted model, not a curated record.